GGCGCUGUUUACUUCAAGAAUGGCGGCUCCACAAGUGAAAGCAGUGCCAAAAGACGCCGAAGUAAUGGUGGCGAUUUUGAAGGAUAUGGGCAUCACAGAAUAUGAACCAAGACUUGUAAACCAGAUGCUUGAGUUCACAUACCGUUAUGUGACUGAUGUUUUGGAGGAUGCCCAAGCUUAUAGCAGUCAUGCUGGCCGUACAGAAAUAGAUUCUGAUGACGUUAAGCUAGCCAUACAGAGCAGGCUAGAUCACUCCUUCACCACUCCACCACCAAGAGAGUUUUUGAUGGAGAUUGCAAGACAGAAGAACAACAACCCACUGCCGGCCAUCAAACCUCACAACGGUCUCCGCCUGCCCCCAGACCGCUACUGCCUGUCAGGCUCCAACUACAGACUCAAGCCACUCCACAAAAGGGCAACAUUAACAAUGCCAUCAAGGUUAUCGCUGGGGUCAGGAAUGUCUAUGGCAUCAUCGGCUGGAUCAAAGCUGUCGCCCAGCUUCACUUUUGGUGGGAAGUCACCGUACAGUGUGACGGUCCGAGCACCCGUAUCCAGCAAAGCGGGUGGGGCCCCAAUCAGCAUCAUCAAGAGUGUUUCUAGAUCCAGCGCUACGCCGACCAUCACUAUGCAGCCAGGUAGCACAGCCCAAAGAGCGCCCUCUGGAUCCACCAGCGGCGCACCUCUCACAGUCAUCAAGACCCAGGUGGUCUCGCCACCUCCUUCCCAGAGCUCGAUCGUCAACCCCGCCAAAAGGAAACGAGAAGAAGAGGAGGACGACUGAGUUUGACCUUUCAACAGAGGCCUUAACUCACUUAGAUUUGGCCAUACCCCAGGAGGCAUUUCAAGAACUCUCUACCCUGACUGUUCUGGAGGACUGUCCACUGAAUUACAGCAUCAGAGAAUGCUUCUUUGUUGGCAAGAUGCCUUCGUGUUGUUUGACACCAAUAGCCAGUGUCAGGCUGGUCUUUUCCAUUGACAGUGUCUGACAAGAAAUAGUAUCUUGGUGAUCCACUUGGAUGUGUGCUUUCAAAGUUUACAAGGCAAACCACGGUUUUGUGACAUACCUGACUGACAUCAACAGCCCAGUAGGCCACAUUGAAUGAUAAAUUUCUGGCCAAUGUUAUCUUCUCUUGUAGAUAAUUCUAAGUCACCACAAGCGAGCAGAUAACACAAAGUUACUAACAAUUAGCUUUUGUUUUAAUAACAAGCAUGUAAACUGGCUCUUCAUGCGCAUACAAUUGCCUCUUUUGGUAUUUGGUUUUCUGUGCUUAAAUUUGAUAAACUUAGGAGUUCUGUAACGUUUCGGAGUCAAUAGAAUUAGAGAAAAAAAAAAUUGUGCCAGGAUAAGACUUUUCCCUCUUAACGCAACCACAUAUUAAUCAUGAACACCCUGUGACCCUGACCAUUCCUACUUUACUAUUCAACUCUUGCAAAGAAAUGCUUCAGAUGAAAACUAUCCCACAAUACCAUUUCUUGCUUUUAGUGAUCACUUUUUCCAAGGCCAGAAACAACACUUGCAAGAACACAAUCACUGGUCAGAUUACAAGUUACAAACAUAAUUUUUCAACAUCUAGGAGUGAUCCUAUGGGCGUACAAUGCAAAAGCACGAUUGUCAAUAAAACUUCUGGCUGCAACUUUGAAAGAAACUCACUGAAAAGGAAAAAUUACUCCUCUAAAUACACUUACCCCAGUUUCCAAAGCAUUUUUUUGGCAAGGAAACCUCCUUGAAGGUCCAACUUUCCCCAGGUAGCUCAUUUUUUGCAUGUAGAAUGGCAUAGAAUCCUGGAACACUACAAAGAAAGUGCUACCUGUUGUCAAAUGGCACAUUAAAUCUUUGUCAAGUUAAAGAUUCCGUUGACAACAAUGGUCAUUGUUUGGGGGGGUGAGUACAUGUACAUUGGUAUAACCUAUAGCAGAAAAAAAGGAAGACAUUUUUGUUGUCAAAAACAUUCCACAGGGCAUUCUCAAAGACCCCAUCCUCAGGUAGAAGUGAGCAGUUAUAUUGCUCAGAGGGAGGCUGCACUGGCAGCUCCCGGUUGGUAAUACGAAGUAGUGAUGUGUCAAGCCUCUUGCCAGUGCAGCCUCACUUGUUUCAACACUUGCAAAUUUCAUUGCCACAUGCCCAUCACAUGCAGGGAUGUGAAUUUGAACCCAAAGGUCUCCUCUGCUGUAUCUAUUGUUAUGUGUUUUUAUUGUGCAUGUGGGACAAAUAUUGCUGCUCGGUAAUGUGCAAAAGUCGGUUCCUGAGGAGUUGUAAAUUAGAUCAUGAAACCUCUUGCAUAACGGGCCACUUGAUUCAGUGAAGGAAUUAA
Acanthaster planci (crown-of-thorns starfish) is the source of this 2312-nucleotide messenger RNA. Its product is annotated as transcription initiation factor TFIID subunit 9-like. Gene Ontology annotation, molecular function: transcription coactivator activity; protein heterodimerization activity; RNA polymerase II general transcription initiation factor activity. Lineage: Eukaryota; Metazoa; Echinodermata; Asteroidea; Valvatida; Acanthasteridae. The record is from RefSeq and is a predicted model, not a curated record. Gene Ontology annotation, biological process: DNA-templated transcription initiation; RNA polymerase II preinitiation complex assembly. Gene Ontology annotation, cellular component: transcription factor TFIID complex; SAGA complex.